CUGUCCCGCUGCCACAGAAAAAGCAACAGCAUGACAGACUUGGGCAGCACGGCCAACCUUGCAGCGCCAGACAAAAGCGCCGGAGCAAGCGCCGACAAAGGCGAAGACAAGGACCCCAAGAAGAAUUUCAACUAUCCACUUGUUAGAGUUUGUGAUAUGGCAGAGGAACUUCGAGUGGAAGCUGUAGAUAUGGUGGUAACAGCAGUAGAAAAGCAUCCAGGAAAUUUUGAGGCUGCAGCACAAAAUAUUAAAGAGUUAAUGGAUAAGAGAUGUGGAAAUUCUUGGCAUGCUGUGGUAGGAGAAGGUUACGGAUUUGAAGUCACACAUGAGAUGCGGAACUUGCUUUACAUGUACUUCGGUGGAAACCUCGGUGUGCUCGUGUGGAAAGCCUCCUAGCUGCGGAUACACAUAUUCCAGGAUCACCAUGGGGAUUGAAUUGCAGGAGCUCCUCUAUUUCCUCGAAAUAAGGGCCUAAUAACGGGCAUAGUUCUUGUAUAGGUUGCCAUCGCUGCAGCAUAUCUAAUUUAAAUGUAUGUACUCGGGUUGAUAAUGCUUCACUAUCUACACUGCUUCUAUGUA
Spizellomyces punctatus DAOM BR117 is the source of this 579-nucleotide messenger RNA. RefSeq lists its product as uncharacterized. Lineage: Eukaryota; Fungi; Chytridiomycota; Chytridiomycetes; Spizellomycetales; Spizellomycetaceae. The transcript has 4 exons. Bases 31 to 396 code for a protein of 121 amino acids. Gene Ontology annotation, cellular component: dynein complex. Gene Ontology annotation, biological process: microtubule-based process. The record is from RefSeq and is a predicted model, not a curated record. Gene Ontology annotation, molecular function: dynein light intermediate chain binding; dynein intermediate chain binding.